UCGGAAUAUCCAAAAUGAAUUCAGUUGUAAUUCUCUCUUUGUUCGUCUUUGGCGUUGUUGUGGCAGGUCAUGGACAUGACAAUGCUCAUUACAAAUUUGAGUACGGAGUCCAUGACCCUCACACUCAUGACCACAAAUCCCAACACGAGCAUAGACACGGUCAUGACGUCACUGGAGGAUACACCCUUAAGGAAGCCGAUGGCACCCACAGAGUUGUCAAAUACAAAUCGUCUCCCCACACCGGAUUCGAAGCUGUAGUUGAGAGAAUAGGACAUGCCCAACACCCUGCUCACUACGGACAUGGUCACGGUGGUUAUGGGCAUGGUUAUGGUGGACACGGUGGAGCUACCAGCUACGUUGGUGUUACACACUGGGCUAACCAAGGAAGCGAAGGUGGUCAUGAGGAAGAACUUUUGAGAUUAUUAGAAACAAGCGAUGAAGAAUUUAGUGACUUUCUUGAUUCAGACAGUGAAUAUUUACCAGAAUCUGAGGAUGAAAUUGAAAAUACUUUACCUACAGCACUUAUUGAGGAUACGGAAGAUACGCCUAAUCUACUCGUUGAUGUUGAUGAAAGCGAUAAAUGGAAAGAAAAUUUUGAUGGUAUGAAAAAUUUUCCUUUUUUAAAACACCAAGAGUUUAGAGUAGAAGUUUCCGAUAAUAAUCCAGUUGACUUUUUUCGGAUGCUACUUACAGAUGAAUGUUUGCAGCAAGUAUGUGAUGAGACAAACAGAUCGGUGAAAUGUUCAGCAGACCAAAGCACGCGUCUACAAAAUGUCACAACUUUUAAAUCAAACCAAAUAGGAGGACUAUAUAUAAACCGUGACAUGUCAAGAAAUAGUAUCAGUAGCAGCAGCGUUAAAAAUAAAACGACAAUGAAUUCAGUUAUUUGUAUGACCCUUUUUGUUAUCGGCGUAGUAUUUGCAGGCCAUGGACAUGAUAACGCUCAUUACAAAUUUGAGUAUGGAGUUCAUGAUCCUCAUACCCACGACCACAAAUCACAACACGAACACAGACACGGCCAUGAUGUAACUGGAGGAUACACUUUGAAAGAGGCCGAUGGAACUCACAGAGUUGUCAAAUACAAAUCUUCUCCUCACGGUGGAUUCGAAGCUGUCGUUGAAAGAGUAGGUCAUGCUCAACAUCCCGCUCACUACGGCCAUGGUCAUGGUCAUGCUCAUAGUGGACAUGGUCAUGGUCAUGGUGGACACGGUGGAGCUACCAGUUAUGUUGGAGUUACUCACUGGGCCAACCAAGGAAGCGAAGGUGGACAUGGACACGGACAUUAAAAAUUGAAUACUUGUUUUAGGUUUUCUUUUUAUUUUUGUACCAGUUGUUAUACCAAAUAAAUUAUUAUAUACAUA
This is a messenger RNA of Diabrotica virgifera virgifera (western corn rootworm), 1361 nucleotides long. RefSeq lists its product as uncharacterized. The record is from RefSeq and is a predicted model, not a curated record. The transcript is spliced from 8 exons. Bases 15 to 1286 code for a protein of 423 amino acids. NCBI's taxonomy places the organism in Eukaryota, Metazoa, Arthropoda, Insecta, Coleoptera, Chrysomelidae. Gene Ontology annotation, cellular component: extracellular matrix.